CGUCUGCUUAACGAACCCGCCUCCUGGAAAGAGAAACUGCCCAGAUCAAGAACCAUCAUUGGUCACUGUGUCAUGUUCUUUUGAAUUUGGCGACAGAGACUUCCGAUGGACCAAUACCUCAUCUUGGAAGUAUCCCAUUCCCAAGACGUACAACCUCUCACGCAAGCAGACACAAGCCCUUAGCUGCACGCUUAGUAUUUACAACAAUGACAGGGACGCUGUCUUUAACGACAGAGAGAAAUGUGAGAUCCUCUGAACCCUGCUGAUGAAACGGACGGCGUCUCAGCUAGGCAAUGAUCUCUCGUCUUACUCGGCUUGUCGCGCCUUUCGCAAGGUAGUUGAGGGAAACCCGCCGAUGACGCCCGACUUCAUCCAGGCGUGCACUGCAAUGCUUAUCUACGAUAUAAAACCACCCACAAGCUGGCCAAGCAGUGCUACCGCACCAUACGUCAAGCUGCUUACCACACUGAGGGACACCGGAUACAUCGGUCAACCUAAAGUCGACAAACUACUAGUUGGAUUUGGCCGACUCGAGAAGCCAGUAGAACUAGAGAAGCCGGAGAAGAACAAGAAGACAGUCCAAAUGUGUAACGCCAGCACCCAAUGCAACCUCCUCACGCCGACCACAAUCAAGAGACAGCCCACGACUGUCGACGACGAGCCCAAGCUCUCAGACGAGCAGCAAAAGCUCAUUGAUUGGGUCUCGCAAUACACCGACACAAAAUCUUUCGACAGCAAAAUGAGAUACAACCUGCUGCUCCAGCGACUCGCUGACGAGAAAUGGGUAGACCUGUAUAGCUACGCCAAACAUCUUACGGCUUCAGACGCAUCUCACGACGAACGACAGACUAUCUUCACCAACAUCAUCCGAGAGAUGAAAGCUAGAUGGUCUAACCGACGAACCACUCUAGUGCCAAAAUUUUAUGACCCUAGGGGAUACGACGUCCGCCUUCACGGCAAAACGACCGCAGACGACAACUGCACACAGCCGACCACGGUUGACACUGGCAUUUAGAUGACAGUUCAUUGCAAUGGUUCGAUUUCCCAUAUCGCUUUCGCACAUUUCUUCUACACAUUUCAUUUACGUAUUGCUAUUUCAUUAACUACACUACUCCAAGCGACACCAAGCGGCUGAUGGGGAUAUUGAUCUUAGACCACAGGGCACGACAAUGAUUGGGAUCGCUACAUUUGACGCCGGGGCACGGUGAUGGAAAGGGCGAUGACGGGAGAGAAUAUACAUGAGAUACGGGCGAAAAAUGAGUCACUACACAUGCCAACAAGGACAUGAUGGUGAUAGCACUAUUUUUUCAGGAGGCUACUACUUGAGACCGCGCCUCACACACACACACACACACACAUACUUACAUAGAUCAAUUAAGAU
Molecule: messenger RNA, 1381 nt
Organism: Colletotrichum navitas
Lineage: Eukaryota; Fungi; Ascomycota; Sordariomycetes; Glomerellales; Glomerellaceae
Exons: 1
Coding region: 266-1015 (249 amino acids)
Source: RefSeq, a predicted model, not a curated record